This is a messenger RNA of Aureobasidium musti, 561 nucleotides long. The record is from the annotation of a GenBank genome assembly. NCBI's taxonomy places the organism in Eukaryota, Fungi, Ascomycota, Dothideomycetes, Dothideales, Saccotheciaceae.
AUGGGCGAAGUCCAAUUCAACGUUUUGGGUGUCGCAUACCAACUCUUGGGCAUUGUGUUUGAGGCUACACGUCUGGUCAUGAUCCAGCGUUUGUUGUCUGCCGAAUUCAAGAUGGACCCUCUGGUCUCGCUAUACUACUUUGCUCCUGUGUGUGCAGUCACCAACGGCAUUCUGGCUCUGAUCUUUGAGGCUCCUCAUAUGACUUGGGCAGACUUUGAGCGUGUGGNNAUCGGCAAAACCUCCUCCCUUGUCCUUACCCUCAGCGGCGUCUUCAAAAACAUCAUGAUUGUCUUUGCAUCCAUGCUCAUCAACGACGACAAAGUCACCAACAUCCAAUUCCUGGGCUUCUCCAUCGCUCUGGGUGGAUUGGCUUACUACCAACUCGGUGGCGCACCUGCUGUCCGUGGUCUUUGCUCUCAAGCCAUCAACAGAUUUUCAGAAUACAGGAGACCGAGUGAGGCAGACCCUGUGUCUGCUGUUGAAGCUCAGGAGGUUGUUAUGACGAGGAAGAGCGAGGAGGAACUCAAGAGUCCUGGGAUUGUCAAUGUUAAGAGUGCUUGA